Molecule: messenger RNA, 800 nt
Organism: Belonocnema kinseyi
Lineage: Eukaryota; Metazoa; Arthropoda; Insecta; Hymenoptera; Cynipidae
Gene: Arl2
Product: ADP-ribosylation factor-like protein 2
Exons: 2
Coding region: 84-638 (184 amino acids)
Biological process (GO): protein folding
Cellular component (GO): microtubule cytoskeleton; cytoplasm
Molecular function (GO): GTPase activity; GTP binding
Source: RefSeq, a predicted model, not a curated record
ACAAAUCGAAAAGUCUUGACGGCUCUAAGAGUAAAAUAAAUUAAAAAUAAACUUGAUAAUCUGGUAAAGGGAAAGAAAUCAUCAUGGGGCUGUUAACAGUGUUAAAGAAGCUGAAACAAAAAGAAAAAGAAAUGAGGAUUCUUAUGCUGGGCUUAGACAACGCAGGUAAAACAACAGUCUUAAAAAGAAUAAAUGGGGAGCCGAUAGACACGAUUUCACCCACGCUUGGUUUUAACAUCAAAACCUUAGAACAUCGAGGCUAUAAAUUAAACAUAUGGGAUGUUGGUGGUCAAAAAUCAUUAAGAUCCUAUUGGCGAAAUUACUUCGAAUGUACCGAUGGUCUUAUUUGGGUUGUUGACAGUGCAGAUCGAAGAAGACUUGAGGAUUGUAAAGUUGAAUUGCACAAACUUCUACAGGAAGAGAGACUCGAAGGUGCUAGUUUAUUAGUUUUUGCUAAUAAGCAAGAUUUGCCCGGGGCCCUUUCAGCGCCCGAAAUCGCCGAAGUUUUGGAAUUGCCAAAUAUUAAGUCUCACCAUUGGCAAAUUUUCAAAUGUUCGGCUGUUACUGCUGAAAAUUUAGUGGAGGGCAUCGAUUGGAUUCUUAACGACAUAGCAGCCAGGAUAUUUUAUUUGGACUGAGUAAAAUUUUUUAUUUUUAAUCCUUCAAUUAAUUUUAUUUCCACAGGAAAAUGAUUUAUUAAAAUUUCUUAAUAUUUUUUUUAAUGAACUAUAAAGUAUGCCGACUAUUUCUUUAAUUUGAAGAACUUGUAAAGAGUUAAAUAAAGCCUUUGUAUUUUUUUG